Medicago truncatula (barrel medic) is the source of this 1426-nucleotide messenger RNA. RefSeq names its product cytosolic Fe-S cluster assembly factor NBP35. Gene Ontology annotation, cellular component: cytosol. The coding region runs from base 106 to 1173 and encodes 355 amino acids. Lineage: Eukaryota; Viridiplantae; Streptophyta; Magnoliopsida; Fabales; Fabaceae. Gene Ontology annotation, biological process: iron-sulfur cluster assembly. Gene Ontology annotation, molecular function: 4 iron, 4 sulfur cluster binding; ATP binding; ATP-dependent FeS chaperone activity. The transcript is spliced from 3 exons. The record is from RefSeq and is a predicted model, not a curated record.
UAAAACCCUACUCAAACGAACGAAGCUCAAUUGCUCCAUCAAAACGACAUCUCAACUUUCGUAUCAGAAACAACUUGCUCAAAGCGACACAAGAGAAGAGCUUCCAUGGAGAACGGAGAUAUACCCGAGGAUGCCAACGAGCAUUGCCCAGGUCCUCAGUCUGAUUCUGCUGGAAAAUCUGAUGCAUGUGAAGGUUGCCCAAAUCAGCAAAUUUGCGCCACUGCCCCUAAAGGACCUGACCCUGAUAUGGUUGCCAUUGCCGAAAGAAUGGCCACUGUGAAACAUAAGAUACUGGUCUUGUCAGGAAAGGGAGGUGUUGGCAAGAGCACAUUUUCUGCCCAGCUGGCAUUUGCGUUAGCUGCAAGGGAUUUUCAAGUUGGUCUUCUGGACAUUGAUAUUUGUGGUCCAAGCAUCCCAAAGAUGCUUGGCCUAGAAGGUCAAGAGAUACACCAGAGCAACCUUGGUUGGUCCCCUGUCUAUGUUGAGUCUAAUCUUGGGGUCAUGUCAAUUGGGUUCAUGCUUCCUCAUCCAGACGAAGCUGUUAUAUGGAGAGGUCCACGCAAAAAUGGGCUUAUCAAGCAGUUUUUAAAAGACGUUUAUUGGGGUGAACUUGAUUUUCUAAUUGUUGAUGCUCCACCUGGAACCUCAGAUGAACACAUUUCAAUUGUUCAAUGCUUGGAUGCUGCUAAUGUAGAUGGUGCAAUCAUAGUUACCACUCCUCAACAAGUCUCUCUCAUUGAUGUGAAAAAAGAAGUGAAUUUUUGCAAGAAAGUUGGAGUGAAAGUUCUUGGGGUUGUAGAGAAUAUGAGUGGCCUGUCCCAGCCCAUCUCAAAUCUCAAGUUUAUGAAGAUUACAGAUAAUGGUGAGAUGAAAGAUGUUACGGAGUGGAUAUCGGAGUACAUGAAAGAAAAAGCGCCCGAAAUGCUGAAUUUAAUCGCCUGCAGUGAAGUAUUUGAUAGUAGCGGUGGUGGAGCGUUGAAGAUGUGUAACGAGAUGGCGGUACCCUUUCUUGGUAAGGUUCCUUUAGAUCCACAGCUUUGCAAGGCAGCCGAAGAAGGCAGAUCCUGCUUUGCAGAUAAAGAUUGUGUUGUGAGCGCUCCAGCGUUACAAAAGAUUAUAGAUAAGCUGAUGGAAACUAGUGGGCUGUCAAUGACGGAAAGUAAUGGAGUGUAGCAGAUUUACUUAUGUUCGUCUUUGUAAAUUGAAACCUAAUUGACAGAAAAUUCGUUUCUGUCUAAAGCCAUGUAAAAUUAAGUUUUAUGGGGUUGAGGCAAUUUGAGAGCAGAAGAAGUAUUGUUUUCUAGAAAGGUAUUUGACAGUGUAGUUUACAUUCAUAUUCACAGUAAAAUAAAGUUAUCCAGUUUGUUUGUGACAUUGUAGAUUCUAUUAUAUCUGAAAUGUUUAUUUGGACUUUAGAUUUCUGCUA